This is a messenger RNA of Drosophila virilis, 1652 nucleotides long. RefSeq names its product homeobox protein Mohawk. The record is from RefSeq and is a predicted model, not a curated record. Lineage: Eukaryota; Metazoa; Arthropoda; Insecta; Diptera; Drosophilidae. Gene Ontology annotation, molecular function: DNA-binding transcription factor activity, RNA polymerase II-specific; RNA polymerase II cis-regulatory region sequence-specific DNA binding. Gene Ontology annotation, cellular component: nucleus. Gene Ontology annotation, biological process: cell development; muscle organ development; regulation of transcription by RNA polymerase II.
GAAAAAACAUGGCCACCGAGUUUUAUCAAUGAAAUUUAGCGACAAAAUAAUGUCGAGAAAUACAAGGUAUUGUGUCCUGAGAAAUCAAAUCGAAAACGAAUCGGUUCUUGAUUCGCAUGCCAACUAUUUAGACGACAUUUGGGUAAUACGCCCUUUUGUAGAGAUCUCUCUCAUUUGAUCGUGUGAUGAUAUCUAACGCCAGCUCUCCCACACAUUGCCUCUCAAUCGUGCUCGAAUAUUUCUCAGUGUAUAUACAUAUAGACACACAUGUGUGUGCGUGUGUGUGUGUCAAAUCGUGUUUUUCAUUUAUCGGGUAAAAACAACGGCCAAAAAACAUGAAAACUGUAUUCAGCAUUCGUGGACAGAAAUAGCGCCACCCACCCAACAGAAAACAGAAAAAGUUUUGAAACUGAAUUUGCCUUACAGCGUAUUUGGUCGAUUGGCUUAAUUAUGGAUGAGCAAUCACCUGGGCGGGGAUUGCACAUGUUUGAGAAUUUCAUUUAAAAUAUCUAGUUUCUAUUGCAGUUCGCUGUCAUGGAAAAAUCGUGUCGCCCCAAACGCAAUCGUCGGCACAGCAGGUGAGUGGGGCAGCAAAACAAUAAAAGGAAAUUCUAUUGUCGCUAAUGUCCAAGAGUUGGUUUACAGACGCGCCUGGCCACCAGAGGAUGAUCUGCAUCUGACUCGCGCUACGAAGCGUCUGUUUACGCCCGACAUAAAACGAAUGCUGAAGGAUUGGCUUAUACGACGACGCGAGAACCCGUAUCCCAGCAGAGAGGAGAAGAAGCAGCUGGCCGGAGAGACGGGCUUGACGUAUACACAGAUCUGCAAUUGGUUUGCCAAUUGGCGGCGCAAGUUAAAAAACUCGGAGCGAGAGAAGGCCAAGAAGUCGUGGGGGCAUCUGAUCAAGAAUUACAAUCACAAUGCAAGAGGCAAUGUGGAACAGUUUAGCAUCUCGUCCGAGGACAGCAUUUGGGAGGAGGACAUGCGCGUGUGCGCAGCCGAAGACGAUGAGGAUGGUGAAGAUGACGACGAGCUGUCCAGUCGCAGCACGGCCAGCGAUGGCAUUGACAACAAUGCCUCCACCUGCUCGGCGCCAUAUAAGCCCAACUUUUAUGUGGAAUCCGAGCUGCUGCCGGACCAGGCGCAAGGUGAACGCGUGCCCAUGUUGCCCACCGUGCCGGCUGGCAAGGCCAAGUACAAGCAGCAGAUGAUGGAGAAGUAUCUGCGCGACAGCAAUGUACUGGAUGCCAGCAUGCCGGCGAACACAAGCGACAACAAUGGCACCCAGCUGAACAAGUGGCUGGAGAGCGCCGCCAGAUUCACGCCGGAUAGGCACAACUAUCACAUUGAGUGGAAUAUGAGCAGGCACAAAUGCGCCAGUCAGGAGCGGCCAGUGCAGAGCGAGGUGCUGUUCACCAGCGAUGCCACCGCUGCGGCACGUGGCGAGCGUUGGCUGCUCCAUCACAAGGACGAGCUGGAUGCUGCCGAAGCGCUUGCGAAUUUAGCCUUUAACUGCAGGCAGCGCUGGCAUCACAUGGCAACCACAAUUACCUCCUAGACGGGACGCCACUGACGCCAUCAUUCCAGGCCGUUGGAAGAGUGCAAUCUAGUUUUAAGCCGUAAUCUAUAGUAUGCAAGACAAAUGACAAUUA